Rhineura floridana is the source of this 1259-nucleotide messenger RNA. Its product is annotated as olfactory receptor 52P1-like. The transcript has 2 exons. Gene Ontology annotation, biological process: G protein-coupled receptor signaling pathway. Gene Ontology annotation, molecular function: G protein-coupled receptor activity; olfactory receptor activity. The record is from RefSeq and is a predicted model, not a curated record. NCBI's taxonomy places the organism in Eukaryota, Metazoa, Chordata, Lepidosauria, Squamata, Rhineuridae. Bases 203 to 1168 code for a protein of 321 amino acids. Gene Ontology annotation, cellular component: membrane.
UUUGAGCACCAGGGCCUCAGCAGCUGGGGAUCUUGCUGGGAGUUUAGCACAGCAAGCCUAUAAAGGUCACUCCCUGCCUACCUUUGCAGGAUCAGUGUUAGCAUUACCCUGCAAGGACUCUGCCUCGUCCUUCUUGCUGCCUCCAGGUGGCGUGAGUGAAGCUGUGGGAGGAGUAGAUCAUGCCCCACUGUGAUACUGGGUCAUGGCCCUGGCCAAUCAGACUCAUUUCUGGCCUCCCAUGUUCCUACUGCAAGGCAUCCCAGGACUAGAAGCGUAUCACAUGUGGCUGUCUGUGCCAGUGUGUACCAUCUACGUGGUGAUUAUUGUUGGAAACUGCACUAUCCUCCUGGUGGUGUCCACAGAGCCAGCCCUCCACCAGCCCAUGUGCUACUUCCUCUGCAUGCUGGCUGGGAUUGAUCUGGCCACCUCCAGCUCUGCCUUGCCCAAGGUGCUCUGCAUCUUCUGGUUCCAGGGUGGGGAGAUCCAAGCCAGCGCCUGCCUGACCCAGAUGUUCUUCAUCCACGCCUUGUGCAUGAUGGAGUCGGCGGUGCUGUUGGCCAUGGCACUGGACCGUUACGUGGCCAUCUGCUUCCCAUUCAGGUACAGCUCAGUCUUCAGGAGCUCGCUCGUGGCCAAGAUGGGCGUGGCUGGUGUUGUCAGGGGAACGCUGCUGAUGGCGCCUUGUCCUCUCCUGAUUCGGAGGCUGUCCUACUGUCGGACUAAUGUCAUUCAUCACACAUACUGCGAGCACAUGGCUGUGGUGAAGCUGGCCUGUGGGGACACCAGCAUCAGCCGUGCCUAUGGGCUGAGCGUAGCUCUGGUUGUCAUCGGAGGGGACCUCCUAUGCAUCGGCCUCUCCUACUUCUUCAUUCUCCGUGCAGUGCUGCGCCUCUCUUCCCAUGAGGCGAGGCUCAAGGCCUUUGGCACCUGUGGCUCCCACAUCUGUGUCAUCUUGAUCUCUUACAGCCCUGCCCUCUUCUCCUUCUUCACUCACCGCUUUGGCCAUCACGUGGCUCCCCAUAUCCACAUCCUACUGGCCAACCUCUACCUCCUCUUUCCCCCCAUGCUGAACCCCAUUGUGUAUGGAGUGAGGACCAAGGAAAUCCGGGAACAGGUUGCCAGGGUGCUCCUGCCCAGCAGGGUCACUGUCAAAUCCAGGCCUAGGUGAGUCUGUAUCCCCCCAAACACCAGCCCUCUUGUACCCUUUUUUUCCCUUGCCUGCUCUGAAAUAAAAGCUUUGAAACUUCCUUGUGUGUUUU